Molossus molossus (Pallas's mastiff bat) is the source of this 4440-nucleotide messenger RNA. It is a transcript of the gene BTG2, whose product is annotated as BTG anti-proliferation factor 2. Gene Ontology annotation, biological process: negative regulation of cell population proliferation; negative regulation of mitotic cell cycle. The record is from RefSeq and is a predicted model, not a curated record. Lineage: Eukaryota; Metazoa; Chordata; Mammalia; Chiroptera; Molossidae. The coding region runs from base 35 to 592 and encodes 185 amino acids. The transcript is spliced from 2 exons. Gene Ontology annotation, cellular component: cytoplasm; nucleus.
GCUAGAGCUCCUGCGGCGGCGGAGUGAACCCAUCAUGAGGAACAGCACGACCUCCAGAGACCUCUCCCAGCUCCCCGCUGCCGCCCCCGGAGCCGCGCACGGUAUGAGCCAGACCGGCUGGAGCGGGAAGAGAACAAACAUGCUCCCGGAGAUCGCCGCCGCCGUGGGCUUCCUCUCCAGCCUCCUGAGGACCCGGGGCUGCGUGAGCGAGCAGAGACUGAAGGUGUUCAGCGGGGCUCUCCAGGAGGCACUAACAGAGCACUACAAACACCACUGGUUUCCUGAGAAGCCAUCCAAGGGCUCUGGUUACCGCUGCAUCCGAAUCAACCACAAGAUGGACCCCAUCAUCAGCAAGGCGGCCAGCCAGACUGGACUUAGCCAGCCCCAGCUUCACCGGCUGCUGCCCCGAGAGCUCACCCUGUGGGUGGAUCCCUAUGAGGUAUCCUACCGAAUAGGGGAAGAUGGCUCCAUCUGCGUUCUGUAUGAGGAGGCCCCGCUGGUCACCUCCUAUGGGCUCCUCACUUGCAAGAACCAAAUGAUGCUGGGCAGGAGCAGCCCCUCCAAGAACUAUGUGAUGGCCGUCUCCAGUUAGCUGCCCUGCCACCUCUACUCGGCACUGUAGUCAUCCGGCACUCUAGUCAUCGUGACAACAGGCCACAACAUACCUCAACCUGGGGAACUGUAUUUUAAAUGAAGAGCUAUUUACAUAUUUUAUUUUUUUAAGAAAAGGGGAGAAAAAAACCUAAAGAUGUUUUUAAAGAAGAAAAAUCCUUAAAGGUUGCUGCUUGGAAGCAGCCUCCCCAGGUGCCUUUGGAGAGAAUUGUGUGUGCUUCAGUCUGGGAGCCAGUGUCUGCCUAUGGGAGGGGGGAGUGGUUAGGUGUGGGCCCAACCAAAGUGAGGUGGAGAAGCUUGGCCUGCAUCUCAAGAAGAUGUGAGAGGGGGCAAGCAUGGUUAGCAGCUGUGAAUGAGCGAUAGGAUCUGCCCUGGUGGGGGUGGGGGCGAGUGAGGCUGAUUCAAACCUCUCACUCUCUUCACCAGGACACCUGCAUUCCUGACCUCAGGGGCAUUUAAGCCUAAACUUAACUCAUGUUGCCUAAUCUUUACUUUUAUUUUUCUGAUGACAUCCUGGGCACAGAGUGAUUCCUUCUGUCCCAAGCAGUUUUUCUUAACGUCAUCACUUGUUUCUAAUUCUAUCCUCAGGGACCUGUAGAUGUUGCUUCCCAGCCAAGAAUCUAUAAGCUUUUUUGUUUUGUGGGGGUCAGGGGAGUAAGGCAGGGCUUGGGGGUUACUAGAGUUGGGAUGGAAGGGUCCCCCACACGAAACCUUUGCUUUGCAAUAUGCUGCUCUGUGUGUAGGUGUGGUGAAUAACUUGGGGGUGAUUUGCAAUGGAAUUUUAGGACCCAAAGAGUAUCCACUGGGUAUUUACAAAACCCUUCAUUUUGGAACCACAUGAAAGUCCUAAUGCUGCUGCCAUUAUCCCAUUGAAAGGUGGCUCAAAAGCUACAGGGAACUCCAAGUCCUUUAUUACUGCCUUGUUUUUAGAAGCACAACACUCCUCUCUAAUGCUCCCUCCUCCUCUCCCCUCUGGUUGGGUCAUGGAGCUACCGUAUUUUCUAGAACAAGAGUUCUCAAUCACUGUGCAAUAUGGCCUCCUAGUCCCAGGAGUGUGGAGAACUGGCCCUUAGAACCUCCUGGUGCUCUGGUGGGCUGAGGGAGCCAUCUCUCCCUCUGUCCUCGGAACUGUGGCUGUCUGCUCAGCCUUGCAGGUAUCCCUUGGCUGAACAGGGAAAGCCCAAGUUCUGUAGGGUUACUGGUAUUCUUGCAGGGCUGACACUAAAAACCAAACCUUGGGCAUUGUUUUUUCUUUCUGGUGCUCAGAGCACCUCUGGGAGAGGUUGCUGUGUCUCUCAGUGCAAUCCAAAUUUGUCUGUAGACUUGUGCAAUAUUUACUGUUCUGGGUUGGAGAAAAAUGGAAAACUACCUUUGGUUUCUCAGUAAUAUUAGUGAGGGGUCCUCAGAAGGCCUUGAGUUUUCCAAACCUGAAUCGCCUUAAAAAGGACAUAGCUUGAACAUCUGGUCAACCUGGCUACCCUCCUCCUAUUGACCCUUGUAAGGAACCUUCCUCCCCAACCACUAAACUCCCCUCCCCACUGCAUCUCCCUUUCCUGGGUUUCUUAAAUACUCAAUUCUGACUCAGAGGUGCUAUUUAUCAAACACUCUCCCAACCCAUUCCUGCUUGUUCUGCCUCCUUUUCAACCCUCCAGAAACAAGCUGUUUUCCCAGACCCUGCUUCCAGUCUUUAUUGCUUUAAAGGUGGCUUCUGACCCACAGACCCAAGAGCUCAUUUUCCGGCCUGUGGGUUGAAACAAAGCUGUGAAUCACUUAAGAUUAUGUUGUUGCAUAUUGCAAACAGGUCCUACCUUUUUAGAAGCACCCUCAUGGUCUCAUGCUUAAUCUUUUCUCUCUUCUUUUUGAUGUUCACUUUAAAAACAAAAUGCCCAGAGCUGGACUGUUGAGCAGGCCUGUCUCUCCUAUGAGGUAAAAAUAAAUAGUAGUGCAUUUGUAAGUUAUUCUGAAAGAAAAGACAAAGGUUACUAAUUGUACAAUAGUGUUUUUAUAUGAAAGAAUGUACAGCUUUAUGGACAAAUGUACACUUUUUUGUUACUUUAAUAAAACUGUAGCAGAUGAAGUUGUGUGGUGUAGAGAAGGUAAAAUUCCCACAUCAUUAAUUUGGGUGUCUUUCAGAUCCAGAUCCUUUCUUUGUGUCUUCAAUUGCACUCAGAACAUCUAUAGCAUGUGUCUAGAUAAAAGGAAAAUCUAAGUUGCAUGGUGAGGGCAUUUCCAAGCAUUCCCUCUUCUCUAGGAAGUAGCUCCUUAUUUACUUCCUCUAAUGCACAGUCUAACAGUUCCCUGUGAAAAUGCUAUAUGUGAGAGGAUUCGUCUUAAUACAUCCUGUAUUCACUCCCUCCAUUCAGCAAGAAUGUGUUGUCAGUAAAUUCUGGGAACUGGAAAUAUUAAAGAUGAUGAAGACACACAACCUGCCUUCUCACAGACUCGGGUGGUGAGCAGGGAACACUGAGUCCCUUCCCAGGUUGAGGCAGAAUUGUUAGAAAUUCCUGGUACUGGCUCUCCUGUCCUCUCUGGAGUUACCAUUUGCUACCUGUCAUUCUUGUCUUAUUGGACAAGAACAGUUGGACCUUUAUGGCCAUAGGUGCUGUUUCUAAAUUUUAAACAUGUUGACUCAUGAACAAUAGGAUUGCCCUCCCCCUCAACACGUACACACACUUCAUUUCACACCUCCAUGACCCUUAACAACAAACAUAGUUUGACAUAGGUGUCCUAGGUGGCAGGUGGGCCCUAGAGGCUCUGUGUGAUAGGCUGGAAGGUCAGAUGAGCCAGGAUAUGGGGAUGGAGGAAGCCAGCUCAUCUGUAUCAUAAAUAGAAUUGGUUAUGGGAACCCACUUGUGUCAAGGAGUUGUUAUUUAAAGGAAUGUUCCCAUGUUCAUUUGUAGCUCCUAAUAUAAAUGUUCUAGGCACUCAUUUAUAAAUAAGGACCCACAUUUUGGGUGUAAGGACCCAUUGUUAAGGUUGGAUUUUUGCCCAUCCAAGAGUGCUGUUCUCUUAUUUGAUACAAAGUCUGCAUCUAUCUUGUUUCCUAAAAGGCCCCAAUCAUGAAGAAUAUUUCAUUUAGUAGAAAGCAUGAAAUUCAUUGAAGCUUGUUUGGAGGUUAAGGGGACAUCAUCACACACCUCUGUCUCCAAGCCAGGGAAACUGCAGAAUGGCAGUUCAUUUUGGGGUUGCUCUUGACUCUUGGCAGACCAGUAGUCCCUCAAUUUACUUGGAAGGAUUCUGUGAUCAAGCAAUGUGUUAUUUGCUUUAGAUCUGACCAAGUUCAGCAGGGGUGGAGAGUGACGCCUGGCCAGCUGAGGUACAGGGGCUAUGGAUAGAAACUGCCUACAGAGUUGCAGGUGGUAGCUUUAUGUGUCAAGGACUGAGCAUUAGUCAAUCAUUCUGCUCCCAGCUUCCCCAGUUGGUAAACAGUGCCAGCCUGGCUGAGCACUGGGAGCCGGUGCUCAGUCAGCUGUUUCUGGAUGAUAAUGUGCCUCCCAGAGAGUUUAGACAAGGCCCUGGCAGCUGCAGAUUAAGAGCCCAUCCCGGCUCCUGAUAAGGAAGUUUGGGUGGGUCAGUCCAUGAUGCUGCAACAAACAAGCUCCAGGAGGAAGAAACCCCCUUCUGUGAGUCUGGCUUCUGAUCAUUUAGCAACCUUUGGCAAGGGAAGAUAGGCCUCCUGGCCUCCAGACCAAUGUCAGCACCCUCACCCAACAAACCAUGGCACACUAAAGAGAGAUAUAAGGACAAGGACAGAGAAAAGAACUGAAUAUCAUGGGAACAAAUAUAGGGGGAAGGGGGAGAUAUCACUGGACAGGUGCCUGGGAGAGA